AUGAAGGGAUAGAUUUCUGAAAAAGAAUAUGAACAGUUUAUUUCAAAUUUCCAUCCACACCAAAGUAAUCAGAUAAUUGUAACUACAAACUUUUUGAAAUAGGAAUGUAGUGUUGGUUGCAAUGAGGAUAAGAUUCUGCAAUUUAAUAAUAAGAAGAAGACAUAUGAAUGUGUUGUUGAAUGCUUUUUUGAAAAUUAAUUUAUGAACUUAGAUACUAAACAAUGUGUAGAAAGUAUAGAAUAAUGCUCUAUUUAAUCUUAUAAGAAUUUAUCAAAAAGAAUAUGCUCAAAUAAUUGUACUUAAGUUUAAAAAUAUUUAAAAGAUGAUAUCUUUCUUUAUAAAUAAGAUAGAUUAACAGGUUCAAUUGAAUUGGGAAUAGAUUAAUGCUCAAAUUCUCAUCCUUAAUUCUCAGUUUGUUUUACUGAUACUAAUCAAUAAUAAAAUGAAUGCUUAAAAUGUCCUAAUUCUCUUUAAAUAGGUAUCAACAGAUGGGCAGAUUUUUACAGUAAUUUUGGAGACCAAAUUUAUCUAAUAUGGGCUGAAUAUAUAGGAGAGUCUCUAGCAAAAUGUCCAAAUAUUACUUCUUUAAAAAUAGACCUAUUUUAUUAUUUCUUUCGUUUUGAUAAGGAUAGUACAUUAAAUGAUAUGAGUAUUAAUCAUAUUGGAAAGGCUAUUGAAAAAUGUUCAAAUCUAACUUCUUUAUUUAUAGAUCUAUACAAAGGAAGUAAAAUAACUAGUUUAAGUGCUUAAUAUUUAGGAGAAACUAUUGUCAAAUUUCAAAAUCUCAAUUCUUUAACUCUUUAUCUAAAAUCAAUUGUAAUAGGUAAUUUGGGUGUUUAGUAUUUAAUGGAAGCUAUUAUAAAACGUCCAAACAUCAUUUCUUUAGAUCUUAAUCUAGAAGAUACAGGUAUUUCUGAUUUGGGUGUUUAAUAUCUAGGAGAGGCUAUUAUUGCAAACAGAUAAAAACUCACUUUUUUAACUCUUAAUCUAUCUUAAAAUAAAAUUAAUCAUUUGGGUUCUUAAUAUCUUGGACAAGCUAUUAGUGCAAUAAGUUCAACGAUCACUUCUUUAACUCUUAUCCUUAAAUAUACUUAUUUAAAUGAUUCGGGUAUUCAAUAGUUAAGAGAUGCUAUUAUAAAAUGUCCUAACCUUACUUCAGUAACUCUGAUUCUAUGGCGAAACAAUAUAAGUGAAUUGGGUUAUUAAUAUCUAGGAGAAGCUAUUGAUGUAAUAGCUUCAGCUUUAACUUCUUUAACUCUUAACCUAAGUUUCAAUUAAAAAAUGGGUGUGGUGUUUUUUUAAAAUUUAAGAGAAGCUCUUGCAAAAUGUCAAAAUUUAAUUUUUUUAUAAUUAGAAUUUUGCGACAAUAAGAUAGGUGAUUAGGGUGUUUAAUAUUUAACUGAAGCUAUUAUAAAAUCUCCAAACAUCACUUAGUUAAACAUUAAUCUAAAUAGUUGUAAUAUCAGCAAUUUAGGUGCUCAAUACAUAGGAGAUGUUCUAGCAAAAUUAGUAAAGCUCACUUCUUUAGUAUUAGAUUUUUAGUAUAAUGAAAUAAUAAAUGAUUUGGAUAUUCAAUAUUUAGUAGAGGCUAUAAUAAAAUUACCUAGUUUAUAAAGUUUAGAAAUUCAACUUUAUGAUACAAAUGUUAGUGAGAAGGCCAUAGAUAAUUUCAAAAAAUAAUUAAAAACAAAGUUCCAAUCAAUUUUUUUGUAGAUUAAUAAAUGA
This is a messenger RNA of Tetrahymena thermophila SB210, 1725 nucleotides long. RefSeq lists its product as hypothetical. Gene Ontology annotation, molecular function: small GTPase binding; GTPase activator activity. Gene Ontology annotation, biological process: activation of GTPase activity; nucleocytoplasmic transport. The transcript has a single exon. Gene Ontology annotation, cellular component: perinuclear region of cytoplasm; nucleus; cytosol. The record is from RefSeq and is a predicted model, not a curated record. NCBI's taxonomy places the organism in Eukaryota, Ciliophora, Oligohymenophorea, Hymenostomatida, Tetrahymenidae.